This is a messenger RNA of Ostertagia ostertagi, 276 nucleotides long. The record is from the annotation of a GenBank genome assembly. Lineage: Eukaryota; Metazoa; Nematoda; Chromadorea; Rhabditida; Trichostrongylidae.
AUGUAUGCGUCUGUGGAAGCGGAAGUCAGGCAGCAAAAGAAAAAAGGUCUGGUCAUUGCGGCGAAAAGUGCGGUAAACGUAGCGCAGAAACAGAAUCCUUCUUUCGAAAUACCUCAUCGAAUCAAUAAGGAUUGCCUUACACAUGGCACAAUGGAGUACUCUGCGAAGAUGCUUUUGAAUAAAGAAGAACGUUGGACGAAAGCUAUGAAACUGUUGCUGACGAAUCUACGUGCGGCUAUGGUACAGAUUGCAGCACUUAGACCGAGUGGAAUGUAG